GCUAGAUGUGUGGGUAAAACUAUACUUUCCGUCAUCCCUCUAUUUAGAUCUUGAAACUAAUCAAAUCUAGCUUAAUGUAACCUAAUCUAACUGCUCCCUAAAUUUCGCUGGAUGACUGAAACGAUAAUAAUAUCAAACCAGUUGGCAGUGAAACUGAAACCUUAGCCGAGAAGGAUCCAUCGACCUAAAAGAAUCAGUAAAGUUCCGUGCAUGGUCACUACGGAAUAUUUUACAAUAUUUACCAUGGAAUAUAUUAUUACUUUCACCAGGAUUUCACAUUACAUGCCAAUGCCCAGGAUAUAUUUACUUGGGGUAUUAUACUUAGCAUUACAACUCAUCACCGACCUCUGCAUACUGUUGUGAUCGGUUACAAUAAUAGUUACUAGUGCUUUAUUGGGGAGGUAAAUGACUAUUUAAAAAAAAAUUGUCAUAGUGUUGAUAAACUUAAUCGUAUGCACAUUAAUAAGAUAUUAUGCAAGCUAGAAUAAGUAAAUCGUGCUACACCAUAUAUUAGAGGUCAUCUGGACAGCCAACGAUGUCUAACAUUUUCAUGUGUGCAUUUUUAUUUUUUUUGUAAAACAUGGUAUUUCAUUUAAUCCUGCAUUCAAUUAAUCUCGUUUAAUAAUUUACAAUAGAUUGACUUCUUCAUCUAGAAUACACAUCGGUAACAAAUAUAUCGACCAAAAUCCUCGAUUAAAUAUCAACUCUGAAGGAAGUAUAAUAAAUUACUCAGUUUUCUUACAUAGUGUAUGAAUUCACUCGUAGGUCUGGAGGUGGGUAUAGAGCUGCCCAAUAUUUCCUUUGAGAGUUCAUUACUGAUAAAAUCCACUGAUAACAUUCAUUACAUAUGUUAUCAGACGAGAUAAGGACGGUGUCGUGGUAGCCUGAUAAAGAUUCCAUAGGUCCCUUCAAGUUUCUAGUUGAAGGCUGCUGAAGAGAUUCUCCACUAGAAGUGCUGUUGUUCUGGAGAGAAAAACAUUUCUCUUAAGUUUUUUCAGUAUCAGUUUAAUAUAUGAACUGGAUUAGUAUUUGUUCUGAGGCCUUAGCUGUUGAAACAGUGAAGUACAACACAUGUUCGGUGAAGUAAUCGACUGGAUUUGUCCAGAAAUAGUUCCAUCUGGCUAUUUUUGGUGGUGAACAUAUUGACAAGCAUCUUGAUACCGUCUUUAGAUAUUUAAUUAGUGACAUUGAAAAUAUAAAACGUAAAAAUAAUUAUAUAAGGUCAAAUGUGGGUUCAGGGAGGAUAUGGGACAUGUCUGAUCCUGCAGAUGACAAUAGACGUUUGCAAUGUUCACCCCAAGCCAAGUGGUGCAAGAGAUCCUGCAGGUGUAGACGGCGGGGCGCUUGAAGCCGAGGGAUGAACUACAACUUAGCGACACUCCUGCUGCUGCUGGGAACGGCCACUGCACUCACUUACCAAGAUUGUGUGGUGUCGAGUAGCAGGAAGGUAAAGUGGGCAUGGUCACAAGUGGUGGUGGGGGCAUGGGUUACCCCAAAUAUCACCCAUAACAUGCCCAGUCUUCAGUUUGAGAUCAGUUUCCUGGAGAAUUCUACAGCUACAAGGCAAGACAUAAUACAGGUUUACACAAACUUUAUUAGUGUAAAAAUACAUGAAAGUUACCAAAACUUUGAUUUGACGAAACCAUUGAGUGAUGUCUCGGGGUGGCUCAACAUUACGUUAUCAAUCCGUAAAAAUGUGACACUGACCAAUGCAGCUUUAUCAUCUGGGCUGCUUAUCACCUACCCUGUACUCCACCCUGCUGAGGAAGUUGUUAUCUAUGGCAGCAACAUCACCAUCAACUGUCAUACUGGGAAAAUGUCAUGGCGUGUAGAGGGCAAAGGAGAAGUGAUGCCCUUGUCCAACAUGUCAGGUUGGCAUUGUUUGGCUGUGUACUCCAACCACCACAUCCUGCCAACCAUCAUACUGGGUGGAAGGACUCUCACUCUAGGCUGGGACAAUAACAGCAUCAGUACCAACACCACCAACCCUUUACCACCCUUUACUGAGCACCCACUGGUUGUGGACUGCUUGGAUUAUAUCACAAAUGGUGUAUCUUGCAAGAUAAAGGAGGGCUCAAAGGUGCUGGCAUCAUUAUCACUUGUGUCAAGACCAACAUUCAUGGUGAUAGACAAUCCGGACCAGCAUCCAUUCUACAUCCUGCAGAAAAUAUCUACACUGCCGCCCAGUCACAGCAAGCCAAUUGUUGAUGCUUUGCCUCCCUCUCCUGUAACCAAUGCAUCUCCUGCUUCCACCAGCACAGAGCAUCCCAAAGACCUUGGCUGGAGUGGUUGGUGGGUGUUUAUAGCAGUGUUGCUGGCCAUCCUCCUUGUCUUUGUCAUCAUCAUGUGUGUUGUCUCACACUAUCACAGGCCAAAGAUUGAGAAAUACCUCGGAGGAAUGCACCUCAUAUCAGAAUCUAUGCAGGAAGAUGUGGAGAUCCAGCUGCAGCCAGAGAGACGACCCAUGUUGAUGAGGUCUGUCUCUCUGAUCAAUACUGAUGACCCCAGAUCUGCAGCACCACUGAGACUGUGGAAUGCAGUGGCAUCAGGAGAGCAGGAGGAGGUGGAGCAGGUGCUGGCUACCCUUGGGCCCAGUCCUCAAGUGACAUUAGAUGGCUGGGAUACUUCACCAUAUGAAGAAGCUCAUCGCAGAGGUCACAGUAAUGUCCUACAGACAGUGGAGGCCUUUAUGCACCUUCAACCUGAUGUUCCACACAAUGAUAUGAUACUGGGUGUUUUACAGGACCACUCAAAAAAAGUAGAUGCAGUGUUUGAAGCAGCAAGUGGUGGACAGUACCGGUACUCAGGUGGUGUUGAUGUAUUACUUCGUGCCUACAGUCUCCCAGGUACAAUUCAAGAUCAACAUGGCCGCUCUCUUUUGCAUUAUGCUUCAUCUGUUAUGUUAGCUGAUGGAGGACCUCUUUGGCUUGCACCUGACAUCAGGAGUCUUGUGGAGAAUCAUGGCGUGUAUGUUAAUGCUGUUGAUUUUAAAGGCUACACAGCACUGCAUGCCCUGGCGGAGAAAGCCAGUGUAAGUGAACGCAACACGUGUUGGGAUGGGAAGGCCUUGAGUGUAAAAGAGGCUUGGGUGAAUUUGGCUAGCUUAGUUUUGUCACUGGGCUGUGACCCACGACUGUCCAACCACCAGAACAAAUAUUCUCAUCAGCUGGCACGUGACAGUGAUAACGCACACCUAGCCAACCACCUUGCCAAGGCUGUGGGAAGUCUUGGAAUGAUAAAUUCUGCUGAGUCUUUGGCAAGAUUCAAGGAUUUAGUUGAAGCUUCAAGAACGGGGAAUGUAACAGUAAUGCAAGAUCUCAUGAUGAAAGGUGUGCGAAUUUUGCCCCUGGGGACCCGUAAAGACCCCCUACUUGAGGCUAUCCAGGGGGGCCACCGAGAUGCAGUGUUUCUCCUGUUGAGUGCUGGAGCGCCCCUCUGUGCUCAUGGCCUUCUAGGAAACACACCUUUUGAAGCUGCACAUAAUACAAUUGGUCUUCCUGCUCUCUUUCCUGCUCUUAUUAGGAAGGCAUUUUGUAAUAGAUUACAAGCCGAGAUGGAGAUGAUACCAGGUUCUGACGACAUACAAAACAUUAUGAAUGAUGGAAUGGCAUACCUGAAAACCAUUGCUGAGGUAUCAGGACACAGACUGGGAGAGGAAUUGAAUACUUGGCUGGACCGCUGGCCAACAAGCAGCUCACUCAAUUAUACUGAUAUGCUGGCAGUAGCAGCUGGAUUAGGGCUGACUCUCACCUGCCAGCUUCUGGGUGUGGCUGGGGUAUGUCUUAACCCUCUGCCAAACCACCUACAUCCACUUGCUCAGGCUGUCAAUAACAACCAUCUUGAAACUGCAUAUUCUUUAUGUCGUGACUUAAAGAUGAAUCCCUGUAGCUCAAAUUACAAUUUUGACAAGAUAUCCGAACAACUUAUGAAUGAUUUGUUGGAGAGUGAGUUGCAAAAAUUUGAAAGAAAAUUAAGGAAAAAAGAAAUUGGAGAUUCAGCCACUGAAGACUUGUUAAAUUAUGCAAAAGGAACAAAAGAAGGACAGACUGAUAAACAGACUAGAGCAUUUCUGUAUUUGCUUGCUGAACUGAGCCUUGUAACAAUAUUGCAUAGAAUAAGAAGAGUGCACAGCCAUUUGGAUAUUAAUGGAAUAGUGCACCAGGCCUCUGGGAGCACUAUGCUGCAUAUUGCUGCAUCCUAUGGUAAGAUUAACAUGAUUGAGUAUCUUUUGUCCCAAGGGGCUGACCACACUUGCUUGACAUCAGGUGGCCUUGCUGCAGUGCACUUAGCUGCAAUAAGAGGCCACAAGGAGUGCAUGGAGUACAUGGAAGAGUACACUGGAACUGAUAUGGAAUGUAGUGUUGGUAUGAAGCCUCGGGUAAUGUUACAACAAUUCAAUGAUAGUAUUAACAGGUGUCAUUUGGAUCUUUUGUCUUCCCAAGAUAUUUCUAAGAUAUCAAAUGUAAAGGGGGAUCAUGCCAAGGCAAAACUAAUACUGUCUCAUAGAUGUAAUAAGCUUGGAAUUACAAAUCUCACUACUCUGUGGGAUACCUUAAUUCAAGAACAGAAGAAAAUGGAGGAUAUUGUGUCCAAUGAAUUUGAAAGUUGUGUGCAGCAUGAUAUUCAAUUGUUAUUUGAUAAGAUUAAAGAAGUUGAUGAAAGAUUUGCUGGGAAAGUUAUAUCGAGUUACCCAUUAGCUGAAAAAAUUGAAUUAUUCCUCCCAGAGAAUUUUGAAUUUUAUCUUGAGGUUGAUGAGUAUCAUUCCUUGAAAGGGGGCUGUAUCUCCAUUGAGGAGAUUGAAAGAAAUGAAAGAGAAUGUUUUGUAAAAAUUUCUUCAUCUAGGGAUCAGGAUCUCUUCAUAGGAGCCAAUUUUAGAAACUCAUUCUUCAAAGCAACCCAUGAGGCUCUUGUAACAACUAGCUUUAAAUCUCUUGCACUGAUAUCACCUUUCUUAGCACACACUCCAACUGGAGUGUGCAUUUAUGCUGCUUACCGGGAGAAGCAGAGAAUGUUGCUAUUGCGUUUAAUGCUCAAUCCAGUCUUGAAGGCCCCAUUCCCAAAAUGGUUUCAACUGCAUAAGCUACCAAAACGAUUCCAGAAUUACUUACAGUCUCACACUUAUGAACACGUAACCAACACAUCUGAAGGAAACUGGGUGUUCUUAUUUAAUGUUGCACAUAAAUAUAUUAUUGCUAGAGUGACGGAAGAAGAACGCAUUGUCCUACAAGCUUGCUUUUUCUUUGUGAAGCUGUUGAGCACCUCCUGGUGGCUGCCAAAGCAAGAAGAACGCCGCUAUGGUCGUUCCUGGCAAAUAUAUCCUGUAGGUGUAAGUGUUCCCAACCUUAGGACCUUGAAAUCCCUUUUUCUUGAACAGUUGAUGGAGCAACAACCACUGUCAUGGGAUAAAGAAUACUUUAUUGAAAGAAUUAUAAGUGUUUUAAAAAGGGCAUCAUAUUCUGAGAAAUAUGUUGAAUCUCUUAUAAUGCCUUUACUAUGGGAACCAAAGGUGAGUGGAGCAAUACAAGCUACUGUUCAGUUUCUUCAGAGUUUGCAGGAAAUAAAUCAUGAUAAAGUAAAGAAGAAUGUAAUUUUCAAAAUACUGUAAAGUAAAGGUAUGUGUGUAUUUUCUUCUUACCGGAUGUUGCCAAUAUGUAUAUGUUUAUCAAGGAAUUUAAUCAGUACAGUAGAACAGUAUUACAUACCGGUAUGUAAAGUACAGUGGGGUAUGCUAUAACGAAUGGAUUCUACUACGAAUAUUCCUAUAACGAACGAUUUUACCUAUAAAAUUGAGAAUGCUAUAACGAACGCAACUCCUACAACGAACGCGGAUGAA
This is a messenger RNA of Homarus americanus (American lobster), 5833 nucleotides long. RefSeq lists its product as uncharacterized. Lineage: Eukaryota; Metazoa; Arthropoda; Malacostraca; Decapoda; Nephropidae. The coding region runs from base 1358 to 5605 and encodes 1415 amino acids. The record is from RefSeq and is a predicted model, not a curated record. Gene Ontology annotation, molecular function: protein binding. The transcript has 12 exons.